Molecule: messenger RNA, 2351 nt
Organism: Notodromas monacha
Lineage: Eukaryota; Metazoa; Arthropoda; Ostracoda; Podocopida; Cyprididae
Source: the annotation of a GenBank genome assembly
AUUGUUUGUAUCUGACCCAGAUUGCACAUGGAGUUGGAAAAGUGCCGCGAACGCGAUAAAUCAACUCUAGUGCUUAUCGCACUCAGCUUUAUCUGUGACUUUUGAAACGAAGAAUUCUAAAGUGGCUUCCAGGGGGAUGCACGGGUCAUCGAAGAGCUGGUUCGCCUGUAUUCAAGAGAAAAUGGGUACGAAUGCGUCUCAGCUUGAACGGGAAAUCGGCACGGACCAGUUUCCUCCGAACGAGCACUACUUUGGCUUCGUGAAUUUCGGGAACACGUGCUACAGCAACUCGGUGCUUCAAGCACUGUAUUUCUGCAAACCCUUCCGCGAGAAAGUGCUCGAAUAUAAGGCGAAGAGUAAAGGUCGAGCCAAAGAGACGCUUCUUUCCUGUCUUGCCGACUUAUUCCAUUCCAUUGCCACUCAAAAGAAAAAGGUUGGAACAAUUGCACCAAAGAAAUUCAUCGCCCGUCUGAGGAAAGAAAAAGAGGAAUUCGACAAUUUUCUUCAACAGGACGCCCACGAGUUCUUGAUAUUUCUUAUCAACCAAGUCAGCGAGGCGAUCAUGGCUGAAAGAAGCGGACAAGAAGGAGGUUCAUCGUCGCUACGAAAGGGCGGCGAAAUGGCGAGAUUGUUGCACUCGUUCACUCCGAAUGGAUCCAUUCCAAACGAUGGGCCUCCGAACGGGGAACUGGGUCGACAAGAUAACCGGUCGACGUGGGUGCACGAAAUUUUUCAGGGCGUGUUGACGUCUGAAACCAAAUGCCUCAACUGCGAGACUGUGAGCAGUAAAGACGAGGACUUCUUCGACUUGCAGGUCGACGUGGAUCAAAACACGUCGAUCACGCAUUGCCUGAGGAAGUAUUCCCACACUGAGAUGCUGUGUUCUGAGGACAAGUUCAAAUGUGAUAAUUGCGCUUCUUAUCAAGAAGCUCAGAAGAGGAUGCUUGUGAAAAAACUCCCUAUGAUCCUGGCGUUGCAGCUGAAGCGGUUUAAGUACACUGAGCAACUUAAUCGUUACGUGAAAGUGUCGCAUCGAGUCGUAUUUCCGCUCGAACUCCGACUUUUCAACACGAGCGAGGAUGCCUUGAAUCCGUCGAGAAUGUACGAUCUGGUAGCGGUUGUGGUGCAUUGUGGCAGUGGCCCGAACCGUGGCCAUUACAUUUCCAUUGUGAAAUCCCAUGGAUUGUGGCUGUUGUUCGACGACGACCUGGUGGAGAAGAUAGAGGCGUCUGCGAUUGAGGAGUUCUACGGGCUAACGUCGGAUAUUCAGAAGUCGUCUGAGACGGGAUACAUUCUAUUUUACCAGUCGCGUGAUUGUGAGAAAGCCUGAGGAAAGAUUGUUGAAGAAUUUUGUUUUCCGGACUUCGUUAAAUUUUUUUUAGUGCCCAGCUUCCCGAUUACGUGUUCAUGCAACGAAAAUCUCUUUUUUUUUUCUACAGAUUUUUCCCGAUCGUUUUGCCGCUUGGGAAACAAUACCGCGAUGCAAUUUCUGCGACAGAAAACUGUCUAGUUCUCGUUCAGUGGAAUAAUUUUUGAUCCCCGGAAUCGACUUCCUGUGUAUUCCGGAGGUUAAACAUUGUUCAACUCCUGCCCGCGUGGUUUUGCGGAAAAACUAUGUUAAAGUCCACAUUCGGCGAAGCGAUUUGUUAAUCUUAAAUCACUUAGUUGAAGGGUCUAUUCUUACGACUGAUGUUUCGUAUUUCUGGGUAUCCUUAUUUAUUUUCGAGCUUUUUUGUUUCAUUCCAUUCUUGAGGACAAGUGUUGAGUUGAUUCAGUGCGCGUUUCUCGGGUGGAAUUUCAAUCUAUUGAAAACUGGUCAAUUUUCUUCGGCUUCUCAUAUGAACGUACGGUUUGAUCCUUUCUUUCAGCAAUCUCACUGCUUGGCUUUUGUAAUUUUCUGUGCCGGGAGACAGAAAAUUUGAAGAGAUUUGUUCGUUAUAGUUUCCAGUUUUUCGAUACAGAGAUUCCCGAACGACUGAGUUUUGUUAUUACUGUAUAACUGUUGAGCAUGUCUCACUUGCUCAGAGUUUAAAUAAUCUAUAGCGCAUCGACCUGAUCUAGGUUAUGUUUUGCUCAGCACUGGUCAUCCAGUGGCUUUGGAUCUUUGAAGAAAUCCAUAGAGUAUUCUUGGUAAGAGGAUUUUGUUGAUUCGCGUAUGUGCCGCACGUUCCAGGGUCAAUGGACCAACCAAUUUGGGGAAUGUCAAUUUACGAAAGCGAUGUUUUUUUUGAAUGAACGCCGGGAUUUUGGAAGCAGCGCGACUGCAUCAAAAUUUUGUGGGUGCUGAACGAUUUUGUUUUAUUGCAGGAAUUCAUAUUUUGAACAAAGACAGAGUAUAGAAAUGUCGAAAA